AUGAAUAUUUAUACCACAUCAUUACCAUUACGUUACGUAACGAAAAAUAUGGAUAUGGCACUGGAUAAGGUGAUAACUACAGUAUCGGUAGCAUGUCCAUGUCGUGGUCAAUAGAACGCAUAUAAUGAAGAACUACAUUUAAUAUUAAUUAUAUAUAGAGAAGAUUAUAUCUUGUUUAUCCUCAUCGAGUAUCAUAACGAAAAGGCAAGUCGAACUACUAGUCUAAAGUAAUCAAUAUCAGACGGCACCACUAGCCUGCUGUGGUGGAGCCACAUAAUUUUCGAGGAGUCGUUUAUGGAUCCGAGAAGACGCUCAAAACAGCUCGGGGAUUCUUGAAUAUUAGUAAGGGCACGAUGAAGCAGGG
Amoebophrya sp. A25 is the source of this 364-nucleotide messenger RNA. Lineage: Eukaryota; Dinophyceae; Syndiniales; Amoebophryaceae. The record is from the annotation of a GenBank genome assembly.